This is a messenger RNA of Neoarthrinium moseri, 1980 nucleotides long. RefSeq lists its product as uncharacterized. The transcript has a single exon. Lineage: Eukaryota; Fungi; Ascomycota; Sordariomycetes; Amphisphaeriales; Apiosporaceae. The record is from RefSeq and is a predicted model, not a curated record. The coding region runs from base 1 to 1980 and encodes 659 amino acids.
AUGGAGAGCCACCGAAGGCAUCCGGCCUGGCUGGGCUGGAUGUUCUCAGCAUUAUACGCGACUGGUGUCCACGGAGCCGUGCGUGGGCAAUGGUCCGGCAGAACCCUCGGCCCCGAUGGGCCGUGGAACGCGCUCGAGGUUACGUUGGGAACCGACCAGUCCGUGACAGUGUACGGAGGCAAGAUGUGGGAGUCGUACUUCCUGGGCAACAACUACUGCAAGGCGACGACGACCGGCAGUCAACGAUGCUACGCGGCGGAGAAGGGGGCGAUAUACAACGAAAGACAGGGAACCGGCAGCAGCAUGGGGAUCUCAUUCUCGCCGCCCGACUUCUGGUCUUCGAGUGUCACCACCAAUGGCAGCGAAGCUAUGCGCUGGGCCGACGAUUUAUAUAUCUCCGACGACACAUCGCGGUGGGGGGUGGGAGUCAUCUCGAACGUGUCAAUGGCGGUGCUGAGCGACACACAACUGGUCUACCCCAAUGGCAAGUCCUAUCCUCUAUUCGCGGGCUGUAUGUCGUUCGGCGCUGGGCCUAGAGGAAUCAACCAGACCUUUCAGGUGAGCGCAGGGACCUUGGCCGGCGCCAAGAAUGUCAGUCUGGUCGCUGGUCAACUGGCCAGUCACAGCAAGAUCGACUCGAACUCCUUCGGCAUGCACAUGGGCACGGGUGCGACGCCAGCUGUCCCCGGAUCCCUCUGGUACGGUGGAUACGACCAGAACAGAGUCCUGGGGGAGGUACUGGCGGUGCCCAUCCAGCCUGACUAUCUCAAAUACAGUGCGGAACUGUCCGACAUCUCGAUAACUACACUUGCCGGCGAUUCGCCGUUCUCGUUCACCUCGAAGACAGGGCUCUUGUCCUCGGGCAACACGACGAUAGGAAGUUCACUGGAGGUAGGAAUCGAAGCUUGCGUUCCGUACCUCAACCUUCCGAAGAGCACCUGCGAUGCCGUCGCAAGCAAUCUGCCGGUUACAUACGAUGCAGGGCUUGGACUGUAUAUGUGGAACACCGGCUCAAGCGACUAUAAGCGUAUCGUCACAUCGGCGGCGGCGCUCACCUUUAGCUUCCCUGACCCCGAUAACAACGCCAGGACCGUCAAUAUUUCGGUUCCUUUCCGCCAUCUGAACCUCACCCUCGAGGAACCUCUUGUGUCCACCCCUACUCCCUACUUCCCGUGCAACGGGGCAUCGACAGGCAGCUACUCUCUCGGAAGGGCGUUUCUCCAGGAUGCAUUUUUCGGUACAAACUUCGAAAAUGCAGUAAUGUACCUGGCCCAGGGCCCCGGGCCAAAUGCCAAGACCGAGAACAUUGUUUCGAUCCAUGGAAAUGACACCGUCGCAGCCAGCCAUAACGAUCUGGUCAAGAGCUGGGAUGGCUUCUGGGCUCUUCAUGGCGAAACCAACGCCACGUCUCUGAAUGGCACGAGUUCUUCGGGCACCGAAGACAGUGGUUCCGGCACAACAGAAUCUUCUUCCAAGACGCCGCUCAUUGCUGGUCUGGCGGCCGGUCUGGGUGGCGGGGUUGUCUUGAUUGCCUUCGCCGCUCUGUUCUUCUUGAGGAGAAGGAAGCGCCAAGAAGCUGAGAAACCAGUCGAGCAACAGCAGUAUUAUCACGAACAACCGCUGUCGUCGCCGGCGCCGCCACCCGCCGCACAACCUAUGAGCUACUACGACCCCAAGUACCAGCAGCAAGCGCCUAUGGAGCUGCCGACAGAGGUCAACGCCGCGGAGCUCAGCGGAUAUCCCACGGCGGAGUUACCAAGCGAUCCGCAACAGUACUACCAACAUCACACCCCGGAUCAGUACAACAAUGCGCAGCAGGUGCCACAUACCGCCUAUAAUUCCCAGCAGGGACACGAACACUACAGUCACGGCACACUCAGCAGUGCAGAACCGACGUACAACAGCGCAACCUCAACCUAUGUCUCCGGCCAAAGCGAAGCGCAGAGACAAGGUGCUCGGCAUGGACCGGGCUCGUGGUAG